CUCAUAUGUGAUGGAGGGAAAGACAAACUUUUGAGUGUUGUCAGCAGAGUUUGAGAGACUUGUGGCUACUUCCUUGGGAAUCACAACCAACAACACAAAGAAGGAAGCGUUUUAGAUUGUUGCAAAAAUAUGAAAAGAAGUUUUCCUCGAACGAAGCAGAAAUCUAUCAUUAAGAAAUACCAGCGCAAGGCAAGAUUCUCUCGAAAUGCUGACAUCUUGGUAAGAUUUUUCGAGUUGCUAUUUCAAGAUUUGUGGAAAGCUGGUGACAAACGGUUCAACAGCGUGCAACAUUUGUUGCUCAGCGAACUUUGCACGAUACCGUAGUUUGCUGAAUGACAAGAACUCUCUUAAUGGCAUUAAGUCGAGCUUGCUUGGGGAUGAGGACGCGAUUCAAUUCUACUCGAAACAGGAUUUCCUCGCUAAAAGUUUUUCACGUCACUCUUUAAUUCGCGUUUUUAAAUUAGGAAGGGGUUUCUUGAUUCAGUGAGGGGGGAACAACUUCAGAAUACCCGGCUACAAAGUUUCGAGAUAAAUGUGCUGCUACCGUGGUCCGAGGUCUGCACUUCACUGCAACAGAUAAAUGUGUUUAUGUUCGGAAUUUACAUUUAUGGCCGCAGUUUGAUCCUCUAGGGAUUUUACAUCACAUCUCGGUAUUUAAGCCUUGUCGCCUCUCGCGUUAUUCACUCGACACAGCCAGUUUUACCGCUCGCACCUUGCCGAGCUUAAUUUUUCUAGUAUGCUGUUUACGUUUAGUCUCGUAGUUUACAGUGAUGUAAUUCGUUUUUCUCCGCCACUACUUUAUUUCUUGUCCCCAAUAAACCCAACUGGUCGUGUCCUUCCUAUUUCAACGUGUUGUUGCCUUUCUGCUUAUUAGAACUUAAACGUUUUCUCUGCGGCAGAACGCAGUGACAUAGUAGAGAAAGUCUGAUCUGAAGCUGUAGUAUCAACCCUGGAAAGCAUUUUGUAGAAAAUCCAUCAGCUGACCUCUGAAAAUUAAUGUUCUUGUUAACAGAUAUUUUUAGACUACAUGCUGUUUCUAAAGCGCUUAGCUGCAGAGUCGAAUAUCAAGGCACUGGAAAGCAAGGAGAAGACGUUACAUGCUCAUCACAUCAAAAGUGUUGUGAGGGUGAGUCAGACCAUGCAUUUAACCUUCAUUUUUCUCAUAUAA
Messenger RNA from Porites lobata, 1168 nucleotides. The record is from the annotation of a GenBank genome assembly. Lineage: Eukaryota; Metazoa; Cnidaria; Anthozoa; Scleractinia; Poritidae.